GAAAAACAAUUAACUUCGUCUUUUAAUCCAUCUCAUUUAAUUGAUAAUCAAUUUUUCGAUUGUGUUAACUGUUUAACUAUUGAUUUAUAUUGAUUAUCAACUAAUUAGUUUAUGGUUUACUUUCUGUGUGUGAGUAAAUAAUCUCAUCAACUCGGUUAAAAUAUCCAACCAAAGAAAUGAGAAAACAUCAACCUUUUUUCAUCAUUGUUGUUGGUAAAAAUUGUCAUGAUUAAUGUUUUUAAUUACAAUUUAGACAUUUUUAUUUGGUCACAAUCAAAUUAAACAUUUCACUCUCAUCUUAGGAGACUUACAAAGGUGACAAGUAAAAAAGAAGGAGAAAUGUCAAUGGAUCAAGAGGAUAACGAUUGGAGUAUCACCUGUUCUGAUGAUGAGCUUUAUGAUGUAUCCAAUAAUCUAGUGAUACCUUUCAAUCAACCCGGUGGGAUAAAAGUAUGGGAACCAAGUGGUAAUAAGAUAUCGACCUUGUAUAAGCAACUAGAAAAAUGUGAUUACAUUGAACUGAAAUGGGUCUGUCCAGAAAAGAGAUCACCUUCAGAUGAUUCAAGAGAUUUGGUUGAUAUAAAUAAGAUGACCGAAUCAAAUGAAAAUAAGCCAAGUUCAGUGGAACCAAAUCAAUUUGAUUUCGACGAGGAACAACCAGAAAAAUAUAACAAUUUCCCUAAAUCAGGUCCUAAGCGACGGACAACACAAGGCCAAAGAAAAAUUACCAAAUUGGAUAAAGUGAUGAACGAUAUGAAAAAAUAUCAAACAAUCGACUAUCAGAACCCAUCUUGAUGAUGCAUCUAAUUGUCGCUGAUUUCCUUCAUUCUUUACACAGUUGAAGUUAAUUUCCAAUAGUAAAUUGAAAGGUUAAACCAUUCGACUUACCUUAAAUUGUGUUGGUUUCCCACAAUGAGCAAUACUUUUCACUCUCGAGAAUCGGAAAUGUUUUUGAAUGAAAACAAAACCUAAAUCAUACAAAUGAUAUAAUCAAAUACCCCCAAUGUUCAAUCAACUUGAUUCUGAAAGCAAUUCUAAAUUCUGUAUCUCUAUAAAGUGCUAAUAAUUAUGUUACUGUUACUACCAGAUGAUUGUUGGCAUCCGAAGGACUUUAAAUUGAAUUUGCCGCCAUAAUAUUCAAGUUUCGCUGCUAAAACUUUUUCUGGUGCUUUUGGACACAAAAGGAAUUUGUUUGAUCGAAUAGAAAAAUUUCAAAAAUUCUCAUUAAAAUGGCUUAUUUCGCCGUCGAUGUUAAAGUGCUUUUUGUUAAUUCGCUCAAUUCCUUAUGUGUCCAAAAGCACCAGAAAAAGUUUUAGCAGCGACACUUAAAUAUUAUGGCGGCGAAUUCAAUUUAAAGUCACUCGGUAGUUCCUUUUAUCUAUCGAUAUUUAUAUAAUAAUCUAUAUACAUCUAUGUACCUACGUGUAUAUUAUCCUACCAACACACUAACAUUCACCUUGACAAAUGUUACAUUAAUUACAUGAUCAUAUCUCUGACUCUCUCCCAGAACCAAUUUAACCACUUAAAAGUCAUAUUCUUAUUUCAUCUUUGAUUAAUUAAUUAGAUUAACAUUGAUGUCAACUUGACAAUAUAAACAUAACUUUGAUAUCUCAUAAACAAUGCAAGUUAUAUGACAAUUGUGAUGAUUUCAUAUAACUUUUUUUCUUCAUAUC
Messenger RNA from Panonychus citri (citrus red mite), 1673 nucleotides. Its product is annotated as PAXIP1-associated glutamate-rich protein 1-like. Lineage: Eukaryota; Metazoa; Arthropoda; Arachnida; Trombidiformes; Tetranychidae. The record is from RefSeq and is a predicted model, not a curated record. The transcript is spliced from 3 exons. The coding region runs from base 340 to 795 and encodes 151 amino acids.